Aureobasidium namibiae CBS 147.97 is the source of this 327-nucleotide messenger RNA. RefSeq lists its product as uncharacterized. NCBI's taxonomy places the organism in Eukaryota, Fungi, Ascomycota, Dothideomycetes, Dothideales, Saccotheciaceae. The record is from RefSeq and is a predicted model, not a curated record. Bases 1 to 327 code for a protein of 108 amino acids. The transcript has 2 exons.
AUGACAUCCUCAGAAGUCGCCCAGAAGCCAGCUCAAAGCCAGCAAGUCUCCUCCAAGCAACCUCAAUAUGCUCGCGAAGAAAAAGAGCAAAGUGCAAGUGCGAGCGCAAGUGCCGGUCUCAACCUAAACCUUUUCGGCGCAGUCUCAGGAGCCUUCUCCGGCAAGUCCAAGAAGGAGAAGCAAGCAGAUGGCAGCGAAGUCGAGCACAGACAAGACAAUUCAGCCAUCAAAGGCGUAGCUGCUGGCAAUGGAAGUGCUGUAGGAGCCGCCGAUGCCGAGGCGCAUGGCAGGGAAAUGCGCGAGCGUAUUUUGGCGGGUGAGAAGUAA